ACCCUUGGAAGCAACAAUUAAGCAGCUCUGGGAUAAAACACAGCGCCGGCGGCAGCGCAGGGGCAUUGCUUCAAGAGAUGGCAAGGCAGGCAGCUGCACCCCUCCUCCCCGGAGUCGUCCUCCUCUUCUCCAUCCUCCCGGCUUCACAGCAAGGAGGAGUCCCUGGUGCUAUACCAGGAGGGGGAGUCCCAGGAGCAGGCUUUUUCCCAGGUGCUGGAGUUGGAGGUUUAGGAGCAGGACUCGGGGCUGCAGGAAAACCUCUCAAACCAGGGGUUGGAGCUCUCGGGGGACUUGGCCCACUUGGCCUGCAGCCAGGUGCUGGGGGUCUCUUCCCAGGAGGUGCCUUCCCUGGGGGUGUCUUCCCAGGUGCUGCCUCUGCUGCCGCGCUCAAGGCUGCAGCCAAAGCUGGUGUGGUGGCACCAGGCGGGGUGCAGCCUGGGCCUGGUGCAGCAGGGAAACCCCCCAAAGUACCAGGCGCUGGGAUUCCUGGAGCUUUCCCGGGUGGUGUGCUCCCCGGCACAGGUAUUCGCUUCCCUGGCGUAGGGGUGCUGCCUGGAGUGCCCACUGGUGCUGGAGUCAAGCCAAAAGGUCCAGGAGCAGGAGCCUUCGCAGGAGUCCCUGGACUGGGAGGUUUUGGAGGUCAGCAGCCCGGUGUCCCUCUGGGGUAUCCCAUCAAAGCUCCUAAGCUCCCAGGUGGCUAUGGAUUGCCCUACAGCACUGGUAAGCUGCCCUACGGCUUUGGGCCCGGUGGGAUAGGAGCUGGCAUCGGAGCAGGAGGAAAGGCAGGGUACCCCACUGGGACAGGAGUUGGAGCACAGGCAGCAGCAGCAAAAGCAGCAGCAAAAGCAGCAGCAAAAUAUGGAGCCGGUGUCCUCCCAGGAGCUGGUGGUGUCCCAGGGGUUGGUGGAGUAGUCCCAGGUGCUGGCAUUGUCCCAGGAGCUGGAGCUGUAGCGGGGCCAGCAGCGGCAGCUGCAGCAGCAAAGGCAGCAGCGAAGGCAGGAGCUUUAGGUGCAGGGGUUGGCGGCGUCCCCGGCCUCGUGCCCGGUGUUGGUGGUGUCCCUGGUUUGGUGCCCGGUGUUGGAGGUGUCCCCGGGGUAGCAGGAGUUGGGGUGCCAUCAGCAGCAGCAGCAGCAAAAGCAGCCAAGUUCGGUGCAGGGGUUGGCGGCGUCCCCGGCCUCGUGCCCGGUGUUGGUGGUGUCCCUGGUUUGGUGCCCGGUGUUGGAGGUGUCCCCGGGGUAGCAGGAGUUGGGGUGCCAUCAGCAGCAGCAGCAGCAAAAGCAGCCAAGUUCGGUGCAGGGGUUGGCGGCGUCCCCGGCCUCGUGCCCGGUGUUGGUGGUGUCCCUGGUUUGGUGCCCGGUGUUGGAGGUGUCCCCGGGGUAGCAGGAGUUGGGGUGCCAUCAGCAGCAGCAGCAGCAAAAGCAGCCAAGUUCGGUGCAGGGGUUGGCGGCGUCCCCGGCCUCGUGCCCGGUGUUGGUGGUGUCCCUGGUUUGGUGCCCGGUGUUGGAGGUGUCCCCGGGGUAGCAGGAGUUGGGGUGCCAUCAGCAGCAGCAGCAGCAAAAGCAGCCAAGUUCGCUGGCGUUGGUGUUCCCGGCAUUGGUGGCGUUCCUGGUGUCCCUGGAGUCCCUGGUGUCCCUGGAGUCCCUGGUGUCCCUGGAGUCCCUGGAGUCCCUGGUGUCCCUGGAGUCCCUGGUGUUCCUGGAGUCCCUGGUGUCCCUGGUGUCGCUGGCGUUCCUGGCUUGGUUCCCGGCAUUGGUGUAGGUGUCCCAGGAGAUGCGGCAGCUGCGGCAAAGGCAGCAGCGAAAGCUGCAGCUUUUGAGCCUGCCCACUCUGCCACAUCCCUGGACUUCUCUGCAGGAGCAGGGCGCGUGCCUGGUGUCGGCGUGCCCGGCGUUGGUGUGCCCGGCAUCGGCGUGCCCGGCGUUGGCGUGCCUGGAGUUGGUGUGCCUGGAGUUGGUGUGCCUGGAGUUGGUGUGCCUGGUCUGGUGCCUGGGGUUGGAGCCAUACCAGGAGGUCCAGCGGCCGCCGCUGCUGCUAAAGCAGCUGCCAAAGCAGCCAAGUACGGAGCAGGUGGCCUGGUUCCUGGUGUGGGUGGCCUGGCUCCUGGUGUGGGUGGUCUGGCUCCUGGUGUGGGUGGUCUGGCUCCUGGUCUAGGUGGCCUGGCUCCUGGUGUUGGAGGUGUUCCAGGGGUCGGAGGUCCAGCCGCAGCAGCCAAAGCAGCAGCCAAGGCAGCCAAAUUUGGUGCUAGGGUUGCAGGGGUGCCUGGUGCGGUGCCCGGUGUGGUGCCCGGCGUUGCCGGAGUUCCAGGAGUGCCAGGAGUGACACCUGGUGUUGGUGUUGUGCCUGGGGUGGUGCCAGGUGUGGGGAUACCUGGAGCAGGCAUCCCCCAAGUAGGUGUGCAGCCUGGUGCUAAACCUCCCAAAUUCGGUGUUCCCGGGGCUGGAGUCCCAGGGGUUGGCGGCAUCCCAGGUGGCCUUGGAGUCGGUGGUCUCGGAGUUGGUGGCCUUGGAGCUGGUGGGCUCGGUGCUGGGAUCUUGUAUCCAGGAGCUGCUGGAAAACCUCCCAAGCCAGGUAAGGAAAACAGGGGCUGCUCCAGCCAAGGGGCUGGAAGGGUGAUCCCAUCUCUGUCCCCACACUCCCCACCCUCACCAGGGCUCUCCCAUCCUGCAGGUUUUGGUGUUGGGGGGCUGCAGCCAGGUGAGUGCUGCACUUUGGGGCUGGGUUGGGAGUGUGUUCUCUACCAGGCCAUGCUUGUCCCCUCUUGCUGUCCCCUCUUGCUGUCUCCACCUGCUGUUGUUCCCUGCUGGGUAUGCCACUGCCUGGGAGAGCACACUGAAGCCAGGCGAGUGCCCCAGUGGGGACAGGGGCUCUUGCAGCAGCUUUGUCCCUGCAGUGAACCAGUGAACCUGCAGCCAGGCAUGGUUGGGGUGGCACUCUUGUCACCGGCUGUUUUUUCCCUAGGGGCUGGAGUUCCUGGCUUUGGCAUAUCACCAAUAUUUCCAGGGAAGCCCCCCAAGACCUUCGGAGGAGCCCUCGGUGCUCUGGGCUUCAGAGGCGGCGUGGGCUGCGCGCAAGGGAAGUACUGCGGGAGGAAGCGGAAGUAACCGCCCUUCGUCACUGAUGACCUCAUGAACUUUGGUGCUACUGCAUGGUCCGGAAUGUGCAUCCCAAGCAAAGCUGAGACAAACCCCGGUUCCCAAAGCCCCGGACCCCACCCCCGUGCUGGGGCCAUCCCCGGUCCCACGUUCCCGGGAAGGACCCCCCAGCUCCGGCAGCGGUCGUCACCCCCAGCCCCUCCGGCCCGGCAGGGAGCGCGGAAUAAACUGCGGGGAGCAGCCGUCCCCCUUGGUGCUAUUGCUCCCUGCGGGAUUUAGGGGGGGGUCUUGGGGUGUCAUCCCCCCCCGCCCUCAGCCCCAGAACUGACCCCGCGGGGGCUCGGGGCAGGAUGAGGGGCAUCCCACAUCGGAGGGAAGGAAGGGUGUCCCGGCGGGGGGGAGCUGGGCGGGGGAAGAGGGGCGGCGUGUCCCGGUCGCCCUGGGCCCCCUCCACCCCAGCCCCCGUGCUCUCCCCAGUCCGGGGCGGCCGCGGGUGGGAGCGGCUCGCUCCCUUCAUUUUACUCACUUUGCUAUAACUGAUGGGACACCCCAUACAGAGGGACUUGCUUCCGACAGACUAAUAAAGGACAAGUUUUUAAAGGA
Messenger RNA from Apus apus (common swift), 3695 nucleotides. It is a transcript of the gene ELN, whose product is annotated as elastin. Gene Ontology annotation, molecular function: extracellular matrix structural constituent. The record is from RefSeq and is a predicted model, not a curated record. NCBI's taxonomy places the organism in Eukaryota, Metazoa, Chordata, Aves, Apodiformes, Apodidae. The coding region runs from base 78 to 3101 and encodes 1007 amino acids. The transcript is spliced from 37 exons.